Molecule: messenger RNA, 3823 nt
Organism: Limanda limanda (common dab)
Lineage: Eukaryota; Metazoa; Chordata; Actinopteri; Pleuronectiformes; Pleuronectidae
Gene: nlrc3
Product: NLR family, CARD domain containing 3
Exons: 19
Coding region: 72-3476 (1134 amino acids)
Biological process (GO): regulation of apoptotic process; negative regulation of canonical NF-kappaB signal transduction
Cellular component (GO): cytosol
Molecular function (GO): protein binding
Source: RefSeq, a predicted model, not a curated record
ACAGGCAACUUCAACAAACCCGUGCCACAAACAGGAACACUCACAGGAAUCAAAAAUCACCCAACCUUCUCAUGGAGAGGAAAGAGCAUUACGAUUCCAUCCUGGACCGGAGCAAACGCAUUACAUGGCAGGAUGACUGCUACGUGGAUCUUCAGUCUUCCUCCGGUCCUCUCUCCUCACAAUCAGAAACAGAGGAUCUUGGCUGGAUCCAAAAGCAUCAUGAUCAGCUGCAACGCUUCACUACGGCCUCCUUCCUCGAGGAGCUGUUAACCCACCUGAGAAAGAUGGAUGUGCUGAGUUUGGCUGAGGAGUCCAAGAUCAAGGAAGCCGGCCGGCUGCAGGAUCAGGUUAACAUGCUCACAACUAUUGUCACUAGCAAGGACACCCAAGGCUCUGAUGCUCUCCAGGGUUUCAUAGAGAGCUCAGACUCUCCCAUGGCUCAGCUCAUCGUCAACCACGAUUCCAUGGUGAAGGAGCACAAAGAGGUGCUUCUACGUCAGUAUGAGCAGUACAGAGACAGAGAUUCAGUCAGCUGCCUCAAACUGAACGUCUCCUCAAGAACCUUACUUCUGGUCGAUGGACUCUCUGACCUCCAGCAAAAGGAGCAUGACCUAAUGCAGGUGGGAGCAGCUCGAGGCCGGAAAAGGAAUCAUCUCAGACAGCUGGGGCUGGCCAAGCUACUGGAGCCCCUGACCCGCGUCAGUUUGCCUCCCAGGGUCUCCCUCACAAUUGGGGUUGCUGGUAUCGGCAAGACCACCUGGGUCCGACACUUCGUUAGACAGUGGAGCCAAGGGGCCAUUUCUACAGACGUGAGCUUUGUUUUACCUUUUACCUUUUGUGAACUGAACUCACUGGAGAAGCUUUCAGCUGAGAAACUGGUGAAAACUGCUUUUCCUCAUUUAACUGACCCCGGUCUGGUCCUGAGCAGCUCCUGCCGGACACUUCUCAUACUUGAAGGCUUGGAUGAAUUCCGCUGCGCUUUAAAUUUCUCUGACGCAGCACCCUGUGAUGACCCAAAGAAAGAGGUGUCUAUUGAUGACCUAGUUACUAACAUCAUCCGGGGGAAUCUGCUCCCUGACGUCGCAGUGUGGGUGACUUCCAGGCCAGGAGUGGCCUCACUCGUCCCUGGAGGACUAGUAGACAGGGUGACUGAGAUCCCAGGAUUUAGCCCGAAGGAUAUCCAGAUCUUCCUGAACCACCACUUCUCUGAGAGGGAUUUUGCCACCAAAAUAUGGGAACACUUGGAGUCCCAUAAGAUUCUAAUGGUGAUGUGCUACAUACCGUGCAUUUGCUGGAUAGUAGCCGAUACUCUGAUGUACAUCAUGCAGAGUGAAACACAAGAAAGCCUUCCAAGGACUUGCACUGAGCUCUACGCCCAUUUCUGUUCCAUGAAGGCAGAGGUUGGCGAACCAAGAGGCAGGGAGCAUGUCAAAGUGGAGCAGCUUCAUGGGAGUAAUCGUAAACUGCUGGGGAAUCUUGGACGACUGGCCUUUUAUGGGCUCCUCAAACACAAGUACAGCUUCAGUGAGCAGGACCUCAGGGCCUACGGGAUAGAUCUACUCUUAACUCAGAGCAGCCUUGGUGCAGGAGUUCUUGUUCGGGAGGAGUCGGCCAUAUACGUAACAUACCGGUUCACUCAUCUGACUCUGCAGGAGUUUCUUGCGGCUACCUACUACCAUGUUUCCUCCAAGCGGGCAAUCUUUGACUUGUUCUCGGAAAGCACCAUGUCCUGGCCUAAAAUUGGUUUCCAGAACCACUUCAGAAGUGCCUUUCAGCAUGCACAGCAAGCAGAAGAUGGACAUUUGGAUGUGUUUGUGCGCUUUCUGACAGGCCUGCUGUGCCCAGCGGCACUGAAACCUCUUGGAGGACUAUUGCCCCUCGGGAAAGAUGAUGGUAAUCAAAAGGCCUGGGCCGCGGGCUUCUUGCAAAGCCUCUUGGUCAGCGGCGGUGCAGUGGUAUCGCUGCGCACAGUCAACCUGGCUUAUUGCUUACAGGAGCUGCAGCACACAGAGCUGCUGCGGAGUGUAGAGGAAGGUUUACGGCUCGGUAGCCUAGCAGGGAAAUUAACACGGGCUCACUGUGUUGUGCUGGGAUAUCUGCUGCACGUGUCUCCAGAGUGCAGUGAACAGACCAACCUGACAGGCUCUUUGAACUACGCCACGGUGAAAUGUUUGCUCCCACAGCUGCUGUACUGCAACCACCUCAGGUUAGAGAGCAAUCACUUCAAAGACGACGUCAUGGAAUUACUGGGAAGUCUGCUCAGUGCCAAAGACUGCCACAUUCAGAGGAUCAGUUUGGCGGAGAACGUCAUCGGCAACAAAGGAGCCAAAGCACUGAGUCGAGCCCUCCUGGUGAACCGGACUCUCACUUCUCUCAAUCUCCGGAACAACAACAUCGGCUCUAAAGGUGCAAAGUUCCUGGCAGAAGCUCUGAAAAUGAACCAAGUGCUGGUAUCAAUCAACUUCCAGAACAACUCCAUCGAGGAGGAAGGGGCCGAAGCCCUCGCAGAAGUGCUGCAGUGCAACCGCAAACUGGUGUCUCUGAAUUUAAGGAAAAAUUCAGUCGGAGCGGGAGGGGCCAAACGGAUUGCGGAAGCGCUGAAGACAAACCGGACUCUUACCAAACUGAUACUUUGUAGCAACCAGCUCGGAGAUAAAGGAACAAUCGCUCUGGCAGAGGCUUUGACACACAACCACACCCUGCUCUCGCUUCAACUUCAGAGUAACUCGAUCAGCAACAGGGGGAUGACUGCCCUGACCAAAGCACUCAGACUGAACCGAGGUCUCGUCUCCUUGAAUUUAAGGGAGAACUCGAUCGGGGUGGAGGGAGCUAAGAACAUGGCUCACGCGCUCCAUGAAAACAACUCUCUACAGGACCUUGAUCUCACAGCCAACCUGUUGCAUGAUGAAGGGGUUCAAGCUAUAGCAGGCGCAAUCAAGUUCAAUCAAGGCCUCACCUCUUUGCAUCUCCAGUGGAAUUUCAUCAAGUCCACUGCCACUAAAGCGCUGGCCCAUGCUCUGCUCUCCAAUAGCACAAUGCAGCUCCUGGAUCUGCAGGAGAAUUCUAUUGGGAACGAAGGCGUCAUUUUUCUUGCGGAAGCCCUGAAAACCAACGUGUCUCUCCGUACAUUAUGCAUCCAAGGGGUCUCAGCAGGAACUAGUGGUGCAUGUGCCAUGGCAAAGGCUCUGAUGACCAAUCAGACGCUGCAAACCUUAGAUUUCCGUGGGAACACUGUGGGGAUGGAGGGAGCAAAGGCUCUGGCGAAUGCACUGAAAAGCAACAGAAGCCUCAAGUCACUGAACCUGCAGGAGAACUCUUUGGGAAUGGAUGGAGCCAUAUUCAUCGCAACAGCCUUGAAGGGAAACCACCAAAUGACAUACAUCAAUUUGCAGGGAAACGGCAUCGGUGAAUCUGGAGCGAAGGUCAUAUCAGACGCCAUCAGAGCCAACGCUCCGGGCUGUGUGGUGGACAUCUGAGGUCAAACAGUACAUGUAGGCUGUGGUGCCAGAAACAAAUGUAAACUGGAAUUUUGUUCAACUCUAUCUAACAUAACAUAAUGGUACUGAAACAACUCUUGGUUUAUCUACUUUACCAGUUUAACAGUAUUUUAAGAUAUAUUUUAUUAUAUUUAUUUUGACAAUGAACAGUUUGUCUUCAAGAAGCUAUUUCCAUAAAGGAGAAAUAAGACUUAGCGUGAUGAGACGUUGAGUCGCAGCUUGUUUCUAUGUACGAUGCAUUAGGAUACUGUUCUGUACAUUUGCUCUAUUUGCACAAGUGACUCUGGUGUAUAGAAAUAAAAAUGGCCUUUGCCCAUAACAUUGUA